UUUCUAUAUGUAUGCAUAAUCCUCCUUUGACUAGUGAAGCUCCUUACCCACAACUACGAUGACCUCGCACCAAUUAAGCUACUGUUGUUUCCUGAUCCAGCUCCUAAAAGCUUUCCUGCCAUGCAGCGCAGCCACCGCCGCCGGCAAGGCGCCGGCGAUCAUCGUGUUCGGCGACUCGACGGUCGACGCCGGCAACAACAACGACAUCCCCACCGUCUUCAAAGCCAACUUCCCGCCGUAUGGGCGCGACUUCGACGGCGGCGUCGCCACCGGCCGCUUCUCCAAUGGCCGCCUCGUCACAGACUUCUUGUCGGAGGCGCUUGGGCUGCCGUCCUCCGUGCCGGCGUACCUCGACUCCGGCUACACCACUGAAGAGCUCGCCCGUGCCUGUGGUGUGACCUUUGCUUCAGCAGGCACGGGGCUGGAUGAUCUCACUGCACAAAUUGCUUCCGUGAUACCACUAAGUCAACAGCUAGAAUACUUCAAGGAAUACAAGGAAAAGCUGAAGGUCGUGCAUGGCGAGGACGUCGCAAAGGAGAUCAUCACGGAGGCGCUCUACGUGUUCAGCAUCGGCACCAACGACUUCAUCAUCAACUAUUUCGCGCUGCCCCUUCGGCCGGCAGCGUACUCCACGUCGGGGUACGUCGCCUACCUCGUCGGCCUCGCCAUUGUCGCCGUCCGUGAAGCCUACGAGCUCGGCGCCCGGAGGGUCCUCUUCGCCGGGCUCACGCCGCUCGGGUGCUUGCCGUCGGCGCGGACGCUGAACCUCCUCACGCCGGGGCGGUGCAACGAAGAGAACAACCAUGCCGCUCUCGCGUUUAACGCCGGCCUGGAGGAGGCCAUGAGGAAGCUCAACGACGAGCUCGCCGGAGCACGGGUGGCCUACUCAGAUGUCUACAGCGUCGUGUGCAGCAUCCUGUCCAACCCGUCAGACUAUGGCUUUGUGAAUGUUGCUCAAGGAUGCUGUGGCACAGGACUGAUUGAGUCAUCUGUCCUUUGCGGCUUGAACCAACUAUUGACAUGUCAAGAUGACGAUGAAUAUGCCUUCUUUGAUUCCGUCCAUCCGUCAGAAAAGACAUAUGAGAUUAUAGCUAACAAAAUCAUUAAUGCAGAUUUCAAAAAAGUACUAUAGAAGUCUUCACUAAGCUUAAUGUAAUGACUAUUGACAUGUUAAGAUAAUGAUACACAUAUUCUAAUGUGAGCUUAAUAUAUGUUGUCUUUUGAUCAAAA
Oryza brachyantha (malo sina) is the source of this 1230-nucleotide messenger RNA. Its product is annotated as GDSL esterase/lipase At2g04570-like. The coding region runs from base 59 to 1132 and encodes 357 amino acids. Lineage: Eukaryota; Viridiplantae; Streptophyta; Magnoliopsida; Poales; Poaceae. Gene Ontology annotation, molecular function: hydrolase activity, acting on ester bonds. The transcript has 3 exons. The record is from RefSeq and is a predicted model, not a curated record.